This is a messenger RNA of Nakaseomyces glabratus, 798 nucleotides long. RefSeq names its product amphiphysin-like protein RVS161 (gene RVS161). Gene Ontology annotation, molecular function: protein binding; lipid binding. The record is from RefSeq and is a predicted model, not a curated record. Gene Ontology annotation, biological process: endocytosis; actin cortical patch localization; plasma membrane tubulation. Gene Ontology annotation, cellular component: mating projection tip; medial cortex; Rvs161p-Rvs167p complex. Lineage: Eukaryota; Fungi; Ascomycota; Saccharomycetes; Saccharomycetales; Saccharomycetaceae.
AUGAGUUGGGAAGGUUUCAAGAAGGCCAUCAAUAGGGCCGGUAACAGCGUUAUCAUUAAAAAUGUUGACAAGACUAUAGACAAGGAGUAUGAUAUGGAAGAGCGUCGUUUUCGUGUAUUGCAGAAGGCUGGUGAAUCAUUACAAAAGGAAGCCAAGGGCUAUCUGGAUUCACUACGUGCAGUGACGGCUUCUCAAGUAACUAUUGCUGAAGUUAUUUCCAACCUAUAUGACGAUUCCAAGUACAUUAGUGGUGGAGGCUACAAUGUGGGUAACUACUAUUUACAAUGUGUCCAAGAUUUUGAUACGGAGACCGUUAAACAGCUUGAUGGUCCAUUUAGAGAAACUGUUUUGGAUCCUGUGACCAAAUUCGCUACAUACUUCAAGGAGAUAGACGAAGCAAUUAAGAAAAGAGAGCAUAAGAAAAAGGACUACGAUGCGGCCAAAGCAAAGGUAAGGCGAAUGAUCGAUAAGCCUGCGAAGGAUGCAUCUAAAUUGCCAAGAGCCGAGAAGGAGAUGGCAUUAGCCAAAGACAUAUACGAAAAUUUGAAUAAUCAGUUGAAGACAGAGCUUCCACAAUUGGUGUCUUUGAGAGUACCAUACUUUGACCCUAGUUUUGAAGCUUUAGUUAAGAUACAGUUACGAUUCUGUACAGACGGUUAUACCAGGCUUGCACAAAUUCAGCAAUAUUUAGACCAACAGUCCAGAGAUGAUUAUGCUAAUGGUUUGUUAGAUGACAAGAUAGAAGAGUUACUUCACCAAAUGAUGGGAUUAGACAUCUGUGCACUUGGUCUAAAAUAG